AUGAUGGAAACGAAAGAAUUCACAUACAAAAAAGGCAACGAAGGAGAGGAUCUCCUAGCAGACGUGCAUUGGAAGAGAGGGUCACCGGUGACAAAAACCGGACAGGGGCAUCCCAUCGCCCUCAUCUUCCACGGUGGCGGCUUCGUCCUCGGAUCCAAAGAGAUCGUUCCCAAACCACAAAUCUCCGCCCUCACGGACCUGGGCUUCCUCGUCGUCGUGCCCAAUUACCGACUCUGUCCGCAGAUCUCGGCCUUUGACGGGCCUGUCUCCGAUUCGAGGGAUUGUCUGAUAUGGGCCGUGACGGAGUUGCCGGGUCUGCUGGAGACGAAUGGAGUGGUGGAUUUCAGGAUAGACGCGACUAAGGUCGUCACGAUGGGUCAUUCGGGUGGUGGUGGGUUGGCGUUAAGGAUGGCAUCCUUCCCCGAGAUCCCAGUCCCUAUCACAGCCGUGCUCGAUUUCUACAGCGGGAAAUACUACUCCGACCGCAGCUGGCACUCCCCAAACCCGCUGUAUGUCAACGCGCCACAGACGUGGCCGGACGACGACUACAUCAACCGCAUCUACGACGUACCGCAGGUGUCCUCCGCAGACCCCUAUCUGGACAAAGAGACGCCUCCUCCACCCCGCGACGCCUGGCUGACGGCACAGCUGAAGAAGGGCUCGUGGCUCGCGCAGGUCGUCAAGGAUGUCGACUUUGAUCGCGUCGAUGCUGCCAAGGGCUUCUCGUCGACCUUCCCCCCGACCAUGUUUAUCCACGGCAAUGGUGAUACCUUCACCGAGAGCAGGAUCAGCGAGCGGGCUCACAAGGAGCUGAAGGCGCUGGGAAUCGAGACAAAGCUCCUGCUCGUGCCCGGCGCCCAGCACAUGUUUGACAUGUUGCUGAAGGAGGAAGACGACCUCUUUCAGAACUACGUGCUGAAGGGGUUGAAAUUCUUGGCCGAAAAGGCCGGAUUACAGAAUCAGGAAUAA
Messenger RNA from Rasamsonia emersonii CBS 393.64, 969 nucleotides. RefSeq lists its product as uncharacterized. The transcript is spliced from 4 exons. NCBI's taxonomy places the organism in Eukaryota, Fungi, Ascomycota, Eurotiomycetes, Eurotiales, Trichocomaceae. The record is from RefSeq and is a predicted model, not a curated record. Gene Ontology annotation, molecular function: hydrolase activity. The coding region runs from base 1 to 969 and encodes 322 amino acids.